GGUGCGAUACUCGCUGAUGCGGGUGCUUCCGGAUCCGUCUCACGGUCGGCGCGGCAUUAUUUACAUCUUUUGAAAACCUCGCACACCGUCUUACCUCCUCUCCUUCACGGUCGCUUUGUCUGGGAAUAUUUGCAUAGUGAUGGAUGACACGGAGAUUCAAGUGCCGCUUCUGGCCGGAUCGUCAUCGCGCCAGCUCGAAGAAGGCGCGGAUGUUGUGCAACCUCAGCAGUAUGGGACCACCAACAAAAACGACGCCAGCGUUAGAGUCGUCCCUGACGAUGGCGACAGUGAUGACGGCGACAGCGACGCGCAAGGAGGUGUACAGCAGGCCGACGCUAUCAAUAUGGUCUGGUCCAAAUCGGCACUUGUUUUAGCCUAUUGUUUCAUCUUUCUGUGCUCUUUUGCGCAGGCAUUACAGUGGCAAAUCAUCUCGAACCUCACGCCCUAUGUCACCAGCGAAUUCUCCUCCCACUCGUUAAUCCCAACCAUCGGCAUCGUUUCGUCCAUUCUCAGCGGCGUUUUGAAGCUGCCCAUUUCCAAGAUUAUUGAUGCGUGGGGACGACCUCAGGGACUGGCCUCCGUGAUAGUUUUGGCCACGAUAGGAUUGAUUCUUAUGGCCGUAUGUCAAAAUGUCAAGACCUACGCUGCGGCCCAAGUGUUCUAUGCCGUUGGACUUAGUGGAUUUUCGUACAUUCUUACCAUCAUCGUUUCCGAUACAUCUUCGAUGAAGAACCGCGCCAUCGCCUUCGGGUUCUCAACGUCCCCCAACCUCAUUACCACUUUCAUCGGCCCUGUUAUUGCUCGUUGGUUUUACGAGAAGAGCAAUUGGAGAUGGGCAUUCGGUGGCUCCGCCAUCAUGUUCUUCUUGUUUUCUCUACCCAUCUUGGUCAUCUUGAUGAUGAAUGCGCGCAAGGCGGAGCGCCUGGGACUAUUGAAGAAAGAGCCCCUUAGUGGGAAAUCGACCACCCAAAGCAUUCGUUGGCACCUCAAUGAAUACGACGCCAUUGGGGUCGUCCUCAUCACUGUGGGCCUCACCAUGGUUCUAGUCCCCAUUUCUCUGGGCACCAAGGCAGAAAACGGCUGGGACAUCUCGUUCUUGGUUGUCGGUCUUGUAUUGCUGGUAGCAUUCGGGUUCCACGAGAAGUACACGGCGACGCGGCCUGUUGUGGCCUUCUCGGUGCUCUUUUCUCGGAAUGUCGCCGGAGCCUGUCUCUUAUCCAUUGUGCUCUUUGUGUCCUACUACUCGUGGGACUCGUACUAUUCCUCGUACUUGCAGGUGGUGCAUGGCCUCAGCAUAACGCAGGCCGGGUACAUUGACCAUAUCUACGGAUUUGGGUCGUGCCUCUGGGCCGUUGUCGUUGGCUACUUGAUUCGAGUCAGUGAUCGGUACAAGUGGCUCGCCUGGGUCGCACUUCCCGUCUACUUCUUGGGGGGUGGCAUGAUGAUAGUGUUCCGACGCCCGGACACACACAUCGGAUUUUUGGUCUUGUGUCAGAUUUUGAUGACCAUUGGCGGCAGUACACUUGUGGUCUGCCAUCAAAUUGCAAUCAUGGUGACCAGCACCCAUGGAGAACUGGCAUCAGUCAUGGCAGUACUGUCACUCGCAAGCUAUGUUGGUUCGGCCGGUGGCAACACCUUGAGCGGUGCCAUCUGGAACAGCACCCUCCCCAAAGCAUUGGCGGAGUUGCUCCCAAACUUUUCCGAGAAGGAGCUGUUCCAAAUUGGUUCAUCCUUGACGAAGCAGCUCAGCUACCCGAUGGGGGAUCCUGUGCGCACCGCUAUUAUCACUGCCUACGACAGGGCCCAAGUACGAAUGUGCAUCACCGGCAGUCUCGUAUCGCUGCUUCAAGUUGUAGCCGUAGCGAUAUGGAAGGAUGCGGUGGUCAGUCAGGUCAAGCAAGUGAAGGGCAAGGUUCUAUAAUGCUAGAUUGUGGUUAUAUAUACCACAGAAGCUUGAUGAGAGCGAUCUUAUCACGCUGUCAAUUCAACCGCGCCAGCGGUAGUUCGAUAGACUUGGACUGCAUGGGGGGGCGUUUGAGUGAUUGGUCGAUAGGCUUAGAAAUGAGACUAGUCAUAAAUACCAAGCAGACAUAGGAUCGAUCUCUAGAUCUAGAAUUGAAUAUCUUAUUCGAUGA
Pseudomassariella vexata is the source of this 2135-nucleotide messenger RNA. RefSeq names its product major facilitator superfamily-domain-containing protein. Gene Ontology annotation, biological process: transmembrane transport. The record is from RefSeq and is a predicted model, not a curated record. The transcript has 4 exons. Bases 140 to 1921 code for a protein of 593 amino acids. Gene Ontology annotation, molecular function: transmembrane transporter activity. NCBI's taxonomy places the organism in Eukaryota, Fungi, Ascomycota, Sordariomycetes, Amphisphaeriales, Pseudomassariaceae.